Phyllotreta striolata is the source of this 876-nucleotide messenger RNA. NCBI's taxonomy places the organism in Eukaryota, Metazoa, Arthropoda, Insecta, Coleoptera, Chrysomelidae. The record is from the annotation of a GenBank genome assembly.
AUGGUGUUAACAAAAGAAUAUCGAAUAUGCAUGCCUAUGACUGUGGAAGAAUACCAAAUCGGACAAUUGUAUAUGAUAGCUAGACACAGUUUAGAACAAUCCGGAGAUGGGGAAGGAGUGGAAGUUGUCGAAAACAGGGAAUGUUUCGAUGAAAAGUAUGGCAAGGGACAAUUCACCGAGAAAAGGAUUCAUCUCUCCAGUCGCCUUCCUUAUUGGUUACAAUCGGUGUGUCCCAAAAUAUUUUAUGUAACUGAAAAGGCGUGGAAUUUUUACCCAUACACUAUAACAGAAUAUACAUGCUCCUUUGUGCCUAGAUUUAACAUAUCAAUCGAAACAAAGUAUGAAAACAAUAACGGUUCCACAGAAAACUGCCUUGAUUUAACUCCCGAGAAAUUGGCGGAAAGAGUAGUCGAUCACAUUGAUAUAGCAUACGAUGAGGUUUCCGUGAAGCAUUACAAGGAAGAGGAGGACCCGCGAUUUUUCCAAUCUAAAAAAACCCACCGGGGCCCUCUGGUGGACGGUUGGAGGAGCAACUGCCACCCCAUCAUGUGCUCCUACAAGUUAGUUCACGCCUCGUUCGAAGUAUUUGGAUUCCAAACCAAAGUCGAGGAGUUCAUACAUUCGUGCAUUAGAGAAGUUCUUUUAUUAGGCCACAGACAGGCGUUCGCUUGGAUAGACGAGUGGAUCGAAAUGACCAUGGAGGAUGUUAGAAAAUACGAAUCGCAGUUACAGAAUCAAACCAAUUCGCUCGUUCAAACGAAGCCUUCCGAUACAAACGAUUGUUUAUCCGAUGCAAAUACUCCACCGGAUACUCCCAAGUCGCCCAAAUCACCGAAAUCCCCCGGGAAAAAAGGCUACUUUUCGAAUUGGUUCUAG